Molecule: messenger RNA, 5295 nt
Organism: Apis dorsata (giant honeybee)
Lineage: Eukaryota; Metazoa; Arthropoda; Insecta; Hymenoptera; Apidae
Exons: 11
Coding region: 1190-5113 (1307 amino acids)
Biological process (GO): imaginal disc-derived wing hair organization
Cellular component (GO): cell cortex
Source: RefSeq, a predicted model, not a curated record
GAGGAAAGUCGAGGAAGAAAGCGCGUUCGUCGUCGUUCGCGACGAUCGAUAAAUGGAUAAAUAGAGUGUUUGUUCGAGGAUGUCGCGAUCGAAAUCGCGGGGAUAAUAGAGUCUAAGAGGCGCUAGAUUCGAAAGUUGCGCGAAAGGUUCGAGGCCAUCGCUCGAGGUUGGCGUCAUCUAGCAAGACGAGCAACCGAAAGAGAAAGAAAUUCUCCGAGGGAUCGCGACGCAGGAUCUGAAGAGGGACGAGGAAUCACAGUGGAGGAAAGAAGCAGGUGUGGUGGAAAGGAGACGGAGUAAGAUGGUCGUAGCUCCGCUUGCGCUCUCAGGCACAAACUACUCGACCACCAGCCGGCACGGAUCCGAAACCCUACCUUCUCUCUGGUUGUCUCUGGUUUUAUAACUCGCUUCGCAGAAUACGUUCACCUUGCGCCCUUGGGCCCACGUGACAACCCUCGAACCGCUCGUUCGAAUUUCUUUUUCGCCAGAGAGGAAGGAAAGUUCAAGGCUCUGCUCUUCUUCGCUUCUUGAAAACGCCUUGGCUCGAGAGAGAGAAAGAGACAGGCCACCUGGUUAUUGUUGUAUUUCGUUGCAACACCGAUCUGAUCACCGCCUCUCCUCUCCUCCUCGUUCCUUUUCCGCUGUCAUAAGUUCGAAUGAGAUACAGAGUUUGCCGGUAUCGAUAUCGAAGCGUCCUGCGAACGGUAAUCGUAGGAUGUGGUUCGAAGGAUCGAUUCGAGGAUUCUGAAAUUUUUGCCCGGAUCGAGUGACUUGAUUCUUGACAACAUGUGGGGUUAUCCUGUGCGAGGCGAGCUCUCGUAGGAUUCUUUUUCCUCGUCGAGGAAGGGAACAGUGAACAGUACUCUCUUCCCCCCUCGUCAGUCAACGACGCGAGUACCAAGUAUCGAUGGAAAAAUCGAUCGACGAGAUCGAUCCUGGUUCCACGUGAGAAGAGCAUGGACAGAGUUGCGUUGGAAAGGAGAGAAGGUGAAGAGAACAGGAAAAAGAGAGGAAAAAUUUCCCGAGGGAGAAGUGGAGAUAAGAUGAUUAUCCCGAUUGUGUGAUUGCUUGACAAACUUCGUGCACGUGCUAUCAUCGAUCGUCGAUCUUCAUCGAACGCUGUGAUCGAUGGGAUUCACCGCAUGGCUCGUCGAAUCCAGUUGAAAUUUAACAGAAUGCAGCGGAGAAGAUGCGUCUUCUAGUCCUCGUCCUCGCGGGCAUCUUGAACGUUCUCGAGUUUGUUCGUUGUCAAGAGCUUUCGGUCAUCAGGCACUCCGAUGGAGACAUUUUCACGUUGGAAGGUUCCUGCACGGAGGCUUGCACGGUGCUCAGCAGCGGAACAGCCAGCCCUUACACGCGUAGCCCUUCGACCGCAGGGCUCGUUCCUCCUAACAACACUUGCACCUGCCAGUGCAACUACGGGCUACCCACCUUCCGGGAGGAUCUUCACAUCUGCGUGAACGAUAUUCACGAAUGCAACGUUGCUGGUUUCGUGAGCGGCACAGGCCAAGUCGAGAGGGUGCCAUACGUGUUUCUACCUCAACGUGGCCAGAUAAUCUAUCCUCACGCAGAAAUACGCUUCGAAGGUGUGACAACGCCGGUGUGCGGAAUAACUGGGGCUCAGCAAUUGGGGCGAGCAGGAUGGUCAGAGUUGAGGAAUCUUUCGGACACCGAGCCACCCUUCAGGCUGUUUCGUGACGAAGGAAGAACGUUUCUACAGUGGAUCGGCGAAACUGGGCUGAGAGAAGCGGCUGAGGGUCGCGUGGUGACAGCGAAACUCGUGUGCAGAGACGCCUCUCAGAAGUCGAAGCUCCCCGGUGUCUUCACCCCGUGCGUGGCUUUCAGGGUGGCUGGUUCACAGUCCAAAAGCAACGUUCGAGAAGUGAUGUUCUCCUCGACAACGCAACUGUCGCAAGGGCUCUCCGCGACCGAGUACACGGCCAUCGGCCUCUCAUCCGUGAUCCUUGCAUUGAUCUACGUCGCGAGCGUGUCCCUGUAUCUCCACAGCAAAAAGGCGAAGAGAAAGAUCGUCGAGGAGCCGGAAAUAAACUUGGCCCCUGGCCGAGAAGUGAGUGGGUUGGUGAAGAGCAACCCUUUGCUCGCCGCUUCGAGACACUUCGAGAGCGAUACUAACAGUGGUUUAACGGAGAGCGAUCUGGGGGAUGAUCUUCCACCUAGCGACGGUGAACAGGGAUUCGAAAAUGUUACUUCGGCUAUCGUUCAUCCCCAUUGCAUUUACAUGGAACAGUCUGAAGCUUGCUUUGGAACUGGAUCCAUUCUAGGGGAAAGAUUGCCAGAAGAGGAUGUGCGAGUCGUGGAAACCGUGGAUAAUCCCCAUCAACAGGAUGUUCCCGUAUUACCUGGAGCUCAGAGAAGAAAGUUGUACUUCAAUCCUGCUUACUUCGACAGACAAUUGUUGCUCGCACCUCCUCCAGCAGCUAUCGAAUUUCUUAUAAAAAUUCGGGAGGUCAUCUCCAUAGCGAAGCACAAAAUGGCUGCAAAGAAAUUCGUCCCUAUCCUCGUCGGGAUCCCGGAAGAGGAAACGAACACGGAACAAUGCGACACGACGAGCAAGAAUCAGCUUCAACAAUCGGCCUCGAAUUCGACUCGAAGUUCUAUCACCAAGUCACGGAAGUCGCAACGAUGCACCGGAUGCCCCGGCUGCACAACGGACACGUUCAGAGACACUACUCUUCCAGAAUCCGAUCAGUUAAAUCCGGGUGAGAGUAAGGUUCGAGCAUGGUUGGCGGACGUUAGGUCGACGCCUCAACGUUGGCGAGACGCGGAAGAAGCUCGAAAGACCCUUCAAGAGAACACGAAAACCUUCAACAAGAAUUUAGAGUAUUUAAAGGAAUUGGCCAAACGAGAAUUCGACACGGAUGCGAAAGGGAAUUUGUUGUCGGGAAAAAUUGUUUCUUCGUGGAAGGAGAAUUCACAAAUGAUGAUGAGAACGUUUCAAAACGUGGCAAGGAGCGAAAUUCUCGAGACGGACGAUCGACACAGCGUUUCGAAACGUUCGACCAAAUCGAUGUUCGAGGAAUCCAAUUAUUAUUCGCUGAGAAGAAACGAGGAUACUUCGAUUAGUGGGGGCAACGGUGAUGAAGUCAUCAACACCAAGGUGAGGAAAGCCAUCGAAAAUUCGUUCAUCAAACAGAUGGAAGAGAACGCCAUUCUGGAGAAAGGGACGGCGGAGAAAGAAGAAAAUAAAGAAGAGGGGAACAUGGCGGUUCUUUCUAGCAAUGAAAAUGGGAAGGAGGAAGGAAGAACAAGUAUGAGGGAGGGUUCGUUGCGGAAAGGAACGAAUGAAUCGGGCGAAAAUUCGACGGGAUCGAAAAAAGAAUUGCCGGACAUGAUCAACGAGCUUCCAAAUGCUAAAAAUACAGCGAAACGUAUCAUGGAUGCCGUUAUCCGUGAAAUGGUUGACGCAAAGGUGUUGGUUGAACAUCACUCGAAAUCGGAGAAUAUCGGUGAUUACGAAGUGGAUAGUUUGGAACGGUCGAAAUCCAGCAGGAAAUCGUCCAAUUCGCCAGAAUCCACCGAUCAAUCGAGCCCAGCUUUGUCCACAGCUCUGCCAAUGGAUGAAGAAUUGACGAUGCAAAAUGCUGUGAUCAAUCCAAGAACUGGUGAGAUGAUGAUAUCGAAUAAAUUAAAUAAAGAUAUUUUCGAAAAAGGGUAUUAUAAUAAUCUACCGGAGUUAAUCUCUUCUCAAAAAUCGGAGAGUUAUUCCCUCGUUAGCGAGGUGUAUGUGAACGAUGGUUACGAUAGUCCAGCCUGCAGCGACGAUUCUGGGCCAGAGAUUCAAUACGAGGCCGAGAAUCCUGGACAUUUGACUAUUAAAGUUCAAGAUUCGCCGAAAAAUUAUGUAAAACAGGACGAGUCUGAGUACGAACCGGACACGUUAGACAGAAAACCGAUGAAGUUGAAAAUCAACGAUGGCACGAGUUAUGAAAAAGACGUUCCCGAUGAGAUCUAUGUCGAUUCUCUCGAAAGGCCUGCUCAAAUUCUUCUCAAAAGUAAGGGUAGCUUUCGUGAUCAAGACUCGGGGAAAAAUGGCCCUUGUUUGCAUCGUGGCUACGGAAGUCUUCGAGAAAUCUACGAGGCUAGAUUGAAAUCCAAUUCCAAGGAAUUGAAUAAUAGCACUAAAUCGUUGAACGGCCAUUUAGAAGAUUCCAUAUCUUGGAAGAAAUGUAAGUAUUUAACACCCGAAAUAAGACAGUUGAAAAGACAACGACAACCGAGCAACCAACCGGACGUGGUACCAUUACCGCCCACGGAGGACAUCUAUCAGCAUCCAAAACCUCCACGGCGUGUGAAAGAUACGAAAUUAUCAUCGAACUCUGUGUCAAAAAACGGGUGGGACAGGAGUCCUGCCGAAGCGGGUGACCCUACGACCAGCAACGGUUCUCCUGUCCCCUGUGACUAUUUCCACGUAGGGGCCAUUGAUUGUUCUUAUUCCGAUAAGGUUCAACGACAACAAGCCGAGGAGUCGACGACAAAAUGCAAGCAUCAAUUGAUAGAUGAAACGAGAAAUAAUUGCAUGCGAGAAAAGUCAAAGACUAAUUUAUCUGCAUCAUGGUAUAAUUCUCGCAUUCAAAAGGAUAAAAAGAAAUUUCUCGAUCAAUGUCAGAAACAAGAUUUCCAAAGAAAACAUCUGACAAGACCUUCCAGAAAUAACGAAUCCGUUACCAAUUAUUCCACGAAUCAUUUGUUCGGAUAUCAACCGCAAGCACGAAUGAAAAUAGAAGAUAGCGGAUAUUUAAGUAGCACGGAUAGUAAUGGGUCGCACAAACAACUGCUAAAACACGAAGUGAGUAGCGUCUCGGAAACUGAUGAAACCGAAUCCGUCUGUGAUGGAGCGAGCGAGAGCGGUGCAGAAAGUGUUGGAACGGAUAGUGUUUUCUUUGGAAAUUUUCGCAAACUUUCAAACGUGUCUAAUUUGUUGAAAAAUAAUGAUUCAGGGAUGGAAAUUGGAACGAAAAACUCUUACAUUCAACCAUUUUGUGCCAAAAAUGAGAAUAGAGUUUUAGAAAAAUCAAAUUUUAGCACCAGCGACAGCGAAACUGAAAGUUUUAUCACGGUUCUUCCACCGUGUGGAUCUAAAGAAUCAGUUUAAUUAUGCACGAUAAGUAAAUAUUAAAAUUAUAUAUAUAUAUUUAAAUGAAACCUUAAAUUAGAAUGGUACAUUAGAAUAGAUGGUAAUUAUUAUGCUUGUUUAAUGAUCACAAUUAAGAAUUGUGAUUAUAAUAGUAAUUUAUAGAAUCUUUUUAUUUCUUCAUAUUUCUAAUUUUUUUUCUC